CCCCUCUCUGGAAAAAAGUUCUUAUAGUUUUGACUUCAGUUUCAUCAUCAAGGCUGGGAGCAAGGAGAGAUGUGCGGAAUGAACACUGAUCUGGAAAAUAAAGGUGGUGGAAAUGUCAACCAGUUAGGAGGAAUGUUUCUCAACGGAAGACCGCUCCCACAACCCAAGAGACGAAAAAUGAUUCAGCUGGCCUUGGAGGGAGUCCGUCCAAGCCAGAUCUCCAGGAUACUCAGGGUGUCCAACGGGUGCGUCAGUAAGAUCCUGAGCCGCUACCGGCGCACAGGACUCCUGGAACCCAAGACCAUCGGUGGGAGCCGCCCCCGACUUCUCACCCCCGGUGUCAUCUCCACGAUCAUCCAGUGCAAAAGGGAAAAUCCGACUAUUUUUGCUUGGGAAAUCCGAAAACGUCUCGCAGCGGCGCGGAUUUGCAAGGCCUCCAACGUCCCCAGCGUGUCGUCCAUAAAUAGGAUUUUAAGAAAGAUCCACUUGGACCGCGGACCAUCGUGGAUGGACCUCAACGCUGAUGUCAGGGUUGAGCAGGAUUUGUAUUCUCUGGCUCAAGAAGAAGCAAAGAAGUUUGAGAAGUUUGAGACAGAGUGCAGUAAAAAACAGAAAUCCAAAGGUGUGCAGCACAGAAUCCGCACCACCUUUACGCCAGAGCAGAGCAGAGCACUUGAGCAAGAAUUCUCUCGCAGCCAGUAUGCUGACAUGUACACAAGAGAGAAGCUAUCUGCUGAAAUUAAACUUCCCGAGGACACCAUCAAGGUCUGGUUUUCUAACAGACGUGCUAAAUGGAGAAGAGAAGCCAAGCAGAGAGGUAGUACGCAGACAGCUGAAGACUUUGAAAAGCAAAGUGACUUUGUUCCUGUGAAUCCAACAAUGACAUACAGCUUCACAUCUCAACAGGUACUGUGCAAACCAGUGAUAUCUACUUUAGAGCCCUUAAAACAUGCCGCUGUGAAUGUUUUUCCGAGCAUAGUUUUCUAG
Messenger RNA from Maylandia zebra (zebra mbuna), 987 nucleotides. The record is from RefSeq and is a predicted model, not a curated record. NCBI's taxonomy places the organism in Eukaryota, Metazoa, Chordata, Actinopteri, Cichliformes, Cichlidae.